UAUCUAUAUUAAUAAAGUAGAUUUUUUUCUCUCCUUAAUGGGUUUUAUGACACUUGUCGCGUUCUGAUUUAUUGAGGUUUUUUACGAAAAUGGGUUUGGGCUCAUGAAAUGUAAUGGCCCAGUUAUAGAAUCAUUUACGUAUUACCCAACUUGCAGAAUUUGGUUAAGGCUUACAGACAUUCCCGGCCCAUUAAGUCGUCUUCUUCCCGUCCGACCCGACGGUCACCUUUCCGUAACGCCUGCCGGCCGCAUUGAUACUCUUCAUCGUUCACUUUACCUCAUCCCUUUCCCAGAGUAACCGAGAAAAGCUUAUACUAUAAAUAUCUCCACUUCUAUCGAUGAGCAGCACGGAUUCGACGAGAUCCAGAAGAAUAGUCUUUUCACUUACUGAUCACUGCGAUGGCGAAUUCCUUUACCCUCCUUGCAGAUUUGAAAGCUGGGCGAUGCUCCAACACUGCGGAGGUUCGUUUGCUGAGAUUUUGGGAGGCAAGAGAUGUCAGAAAGCGUCUCACUGCGGAGAGAUGAUUGGUGAGCUAAAUGCAAUCCGGAGUACAAUCACCGAUCGUAUACCGGGGGCACAGUGUGUAAUGCUUACACUGUGUCUAAAAAGUGGUGAUAACGUUUGUGUUAGUAUGUUUGACUCUAUAUGGCUCUUGCGUUUCAUAGCAAAUUUGAGAGCUACGGGAAAGAACCCAAAAUUGUGCUUGCUACAAGCGUAAAUCCUUAGAUAGUUGGGGAUAAGAGUUAGAUUUACAAAAUCAUUACAGCACCACCAUGGCAAAAAAGGUGAAGAACAUAGUGGAACUACAGAAAAGACCAAAAGAGAAUCUUUAUCUAAGCCAAAGAGACAUAAGGGAGCUGAAAUGUUUCCUUUUCUUCUUGGCAGUGAUUACAGUCCGGAUGUCUUUGUCGAUAAGCCGGAAUACCUCAGCUGUGGAGAGGGAUAUUUUGUUGUGAAUGACGUUAUUGCGCUGCUUCCACAGAUGAAAAACAAUAGCUUGGUAAGUGAGCCUACGAAGAAUUACGAGAGGAGAGGAGUGUGGCCCUCCCUCUAUUCCACGACAGUAAUUACGAGGUUAUGAAAAACAAUAGCUUGUGAAAGACAAUGCCCCAUGAUUUUUAAAAUCUCCUUCUUUCGUUUAUGGAUUUGUCUGAUCUUUCCUUUGAUUACUGUAAAAAGUGUUAUCGGCUAAAUCUGUUAUGGAGUUCUUCCUGAUUAGUGUUCUAAAUUUUUUUUUGUCAAUUUUGGAGUCUAUUUAUGAUUUUUUCAUCUAAGUGUAUCAGUGAAAUGCAUGCCAUACACUGUUUGUUUUGGACUGACGUUUUGUUAACUAAACCCAUAUGUUU
Messenger RNA from Brassica napus (rape), 1347 nucleotides. RefSeq lists its product as uncharacterized. The transcript has 4 exons. The record is from RefSeq and is a predicted model, not a curated record. Lineage: Eukaryota; Viridiplantae; Streptophyta; Magnoliopsida; Brassicales; Brassicaceae. The coding region runs from base 339 to 719 and encodes 126 amino acids.